This is a messenger RNA of Pseudovirgaria hyperparasitica, 1330 nucleotides long. RefSeq names its product methylthioadenosine phosphorylase. NCBI's taxonomy places the organism in Eukaryota, Fungi, Ascomycota, Dothideomycetes, Acrospermales, Acrospermaceae. Gene Ontology annotation, cellular component: cytosol. The record is from RefSeq and is a predicted model, not a curated record. Gene Ontology annotation, biological process: nucleoside metabolic process. Gene Ontology annotation, molecular function: S-methyl-5-thioadenosine phosphorylase activity. The coding region runs from base 309 to 1121 and encodes 270 amino acids. The transcript has a single exon.
GACUUCUGCUUCACCCACCCUGCUUUGUCGCCUCUUUCCAACCACCACCCAUUCCAUAACUACGCCAGUUUCAUAUUAAUACAGACAGAUUUGGGAAACAGACACAAUGGCUACAACGCAAAUCCCAAAUGUUUACAACGGUCCGUGUAGCUCCAACUCCCCCUUCUCUGAAUAUCUUUAGAUUUCUCGACGUCGCCUCCUGAUAUCUGCUAGAUCCGGUCCGCAUAGCUGUAAUCGGUGGCACUGGCCUGCAAUCACUCCCCAAUUUCACCCACGUCGCUACCCUCACCGUCCCCACGCCAUGGGGCAUGCCCUCAGCUCCGAUCACCAUCCUCCAUCACCCGUCCCCAACCACCGGUGCCCCUAUCCCAAUCGCCUUUCUCUCGCGCCACGGCACGCACCACGAAUAUGCGCCCCACGAAGUCCCCGCUCGCGCUAACAUCGCGGCCCUGCGUAGCAUCGGCGUACGCACCGUCAUUGCAUUCAGUGCUGUCGGCUCGCUGCAAGAGGAAGUCAAGCCCCGGGAUUUCGUUUUGCCAGACCAGAUUAUUGAUCGCACCAAAGGUAUUCGCCCAUUUACAUUCUUUGAAGGCGGAGUUGUGGGCCAUGUUGGAUUUGGAGACCCUUUCGACGCAGGCCUGGCAAAGAUUAUAAGUAAAUGCGGACACAGUCUCGAGGGCGAGGGCGUGGUGCUCCAUGACAAAGCUGUGCUGGUCUGCAUGGAAGGUCCGCAAUUCAGCACGCGUGCCGAGAGCAAUCUAUACCGAACCUGGGGCGGAAGUGUAAUCAACAUGAGUGCGUUGCCAGAAGCUAAGUUGGCGCGCGAAGCCGAGAUGGGGUAUCAAAUGAUCUGCAUGGCGACAGACUAUGACUGCUGGCGGAACACAGGUGAGGAUGUCAACGUGGAGAUGGUGAUGGGACAUAUGAAAGCCAAUAGCGAGAAUGCGCGGCGUUUUGUGGGCGCGGUGCUGGAUGAGCUGAGUAAGGAGGAGCAUCAAGAGCAAGUGUCGGCGAAGCAUGUCGAGGGGCAGGUUCAUUUUGCGCUUUCGACGAGCAAGGAAGGGAGGAAGAAGGAGGCGUUGGAGAAGCUGAACUGGCUGUUUCCGGGGACGUUCCAAUGAGGACGAAUAGCCUAGGAGGGUUGUCGAAAACGAUAGACAGUGUGCAGGCUCGUCAGCCGCGGCCGAAUUCAACGACGAUAGAUACGUGCAUUGGAGGCGGAAAGCGGUAUCAAUUCCUUGACUACUGCACUCACGCUCGCUGGUUGUGUAGUGGCAUUCGCUCAUGGUCCUCCUCGUCCAGAGACUCUAAUUCAAACUCACUUGCCGCA